Molecule: messenger RNA, 582 nt
Organism: Tripterygium wilfordii
Lineage: Eukaryota; Viridiplantae; Streptophyta; Magnoliopsida; Celastrales; Celastraceae
Product: early nodulin-like protein 1
Exons: 2
Coding region: 1-582 (193 amino acids)
Cellular component (GO): plasma membrane
Molecular function (GO): electron transfer activity
Source: RefSeq, a predicted model, not a curated record
AUGGCUUCUUCUUGUGAUUGGCUAACCAAAGUCGUCCUUCUCCUCUUGAUUUUGGUUUCAGGGUUUGCUUCCUCUGUUUCCUCUUUUCAGUUCCAAGUUGGUGGUGAACAAGGUUGGACCAAACCCAACAAGAACCAGACAGAGACUUACAAUGAUUGGGCUACAAUGAAUAGAUUUCAUGUUGGAGAUUCCCUUUAUUUCAAGUACAAGAAUGAUUCAGUGCUAGUAGUGAACCACACAUCAUACAAUGACUGCAUUGUAUCAAAUCCAAUCACAAAAUAUGAAGAUGGAGAGACAGUAAUUGAAUUUAAUAGAUAUGGCUUCUUCUACUUCAUUAGUGGCAAUCCUGGUCACUGCAAAGCUGGUCAAAAACUGGUGAUCAGGGUCAUGGUGCACCCUGCAGCUGCUGCCAUGGCUCCAGAACCAGCUGCACAAUCACCUGGAUCGGAUGGUGGAGAUGGAUCGUGGGAUUCGUUUAACUGGGGUCCACCAUCAGUGAAUUCUACCAUUGGAUUGUCUCUAGCUUCUUAUUUCAUGACUGCACUUGGAGGAGUCUUGGUUAUUCUGUAUUUGUUGAUGUGA